AUGGAGACGUUUGCCAUGUUCGCGGCUGUAAUGGGGAAAUUCGUACCAACCGCCUCAACAUCCUCCGCACCACCACUAGAGACCGUUCAAGAAACCACCGCUGAGCCGGAGGCCGUCGCAGAACCCACUACCGCCGUUUCAGAACCAACCGCUGCAGAAACUCGCGAAGACGAAGCAGAUCUGGCCGCGGGGUUGGAGUUGUUGGCCGUGAGUGCACCCAGGUUAGGAUCUGCCACUGAGGGGGAAACCCCUGUUUUAGAGGAUAGAGUGGUUGGUGUUUCUGAGGAGGAAACCCCUGUUACUGAUAGCCGUGUUGAGAGGGAAACCCUUGUUUUGGAGGAGUUUGUUGAGGGGGAAACCCCUGUUGAUGGAGAUAAAAUUCCAGAGGGCAACGAAGCCCUAGAUGCUGAAAGAAAUGUGGAGGGGGAAACCCCAGAAACGGAGGAAGAAAUGCUGGGUCCAGAGGCCACAGCACCUGAACCGGCAGAAUCAUCCAGACCGAGCAGAGGGGAGAGUGAUGCAGUGGAACGCCGCCACGCGGCCGAGAAGAAAAGGAAGGGGAAACAAAUUGCUUCUUCCAAGACCAACAAGGCGAAAGGGAAAUCCACUGAAUCCCCACUUCCUCGACCUGCCAAGGUAUCAUACGCUGCAGAGCCCGAGGAUUCUGCUGGGUCUAGUGAGUCUGAAGAAGAACAAGAAGAGCAUCUCAACUUUGAGCCAACUGAGAUCUGGAUUACAAGCAAGCUCCUGGACGAGAUGAGAAAGUUUGACGACCCGAAACGCGCAACCAUCCACAAGGAGAAGAGUGCCCAGGGCAACACCGCCGAAGUUCCAAUCGACCUGGCAAGGGAAUUCUUCUCCACCUUCCGAUUUAAGUCCACCACCGAUCUGGAUGCUGACUCCAUCAAAUUUCGGCUCUUCAAUGAAGAGCAUGGAAGGGACGUGUGCUUUUAUGAGGUUGGUCAGUCGGAGGCGCAGACGAAGCAGGAGCCUGAGAUGGUGGAGGCGAAGGAUACUGCUGACAAGGAAGCCGGAGCCAGGAUAGAAGUAGAAGAAGUAAGGAAAGAGGUUGGAUAG
This is a messenger RNA of Salvia splendens (bonfire salvia), 1077 nucleotides long. RefSeq lists its product as uncharacterized. The record is from RefSeq and is a predicted model, not a curated record. Bases 1 to 1077 code for a protein of 358 amino acids. Lineage: Eukaryota; Viridiplantae; Streptophyta; Magnoliopsida; Lamiales; Lamiaceae. The transcript has 4 exons.